UAAAAUAUGGAAAACCUGAGCUAAAGAUGGGCUCUGUGGUGUCACACUUCAACCAGUUCCGUGGAAAAGGGAAAGUCGAAGAGGAGAGACGCUUGCGGGCAAAUGACAGACCUUUCAACCUAUCUCAUGGCUAUGCUAACAACGCCAUCAAGACCUCCAAAUACAACAUCGUUACUUUCCUGCCACUUAAUCUUUUUGAGCAGUUCAGGAGGCUCGCUAAUGCCUACUUCCUCUUCCUCCUUAUCCUUCAGUUAAUCCCACAAAUCUCCUCUCUGUCAUGGUUCACCACAGCUGUCCCCUUGAUUUUUGUGUUGUCUCUUUCGGCUGCCAAAGAUGCCAGCGAUGACAUAAACAGACACAAAAGUGACAAACAAGUGAAUAACCGCAGGGUGGACGUCCUCAUCGAUGGCCAACUGAAAAAAGAAAAAUGGAUGAAUGUUCAGGUUGGAGACAUAGUCAAACUGGAGAGUAAUGAGUUUGUCACAGCAGACCUUCUGUUGCUGUCCAGCAGUGAGCCUCUCAAUUUAGUUUACGUGGAAACAGCUGAAUUAGACGGAGAAACCAAUCUGAAGGUGAAACAGGCUCUGACUGCAACUGGAGAGAUGGAAGACAACAUUGAGGCACUGGCUGCCUUUAAAGGUGAAGUGCGAUGUGAACCUCCCAACAAUCGUCUGGACAAGUUCAAAGGGACCCUGACUGUGAACAGUGAGAUCUACGCCUUGGACAAUGACAAAAUGCUGCUCAGAGGCUGUACUCUGAGGAACACUGAGUGGUGCUUCGGUUUGGUCAUCUUUGGAGGUCCUGACACUAAACUGAUGCAGAACAGCGGAAAGUCAGUGUUCAAACGGACGAGCAUUGAUCACCUGAUGAAUAUCCUGGUCCUAUGUAUCUUUGGUUUUCUGGCAUCUAUGUGCGCCAUUAUGGCCAUUUGCAAUGCAGUCUGGGAAGUGAAACAGGGCUCUGUGUUCACUGUGUUUCUUCCUCGUGAACGGGGCAUUGAUGCUCCUCUCUCUUCGUUCCUCACCUUCUGGUCUUAUGUCAUCGUCCUUAACACAGUGGUACCGAUUUCCCUCUACGUCAGGUAA
Molecule: messenger RNA, 1085 nt
Organism: Archocentrus centrarchus (flier cichlid)
Lineage: Eukaryota; Metazoa; Chordata; Actinopteri; Cichliformes; Cichlidae
Product: phospholipid-transporting ATPase ID-like
Exons: 11
Coding region: 27-1085 (352 amino acids)
Biological process (GO): Golgi organization; phospholipid translocation
Cellular component (GO): plasma membrane; trans-Golgi network
Molecular function (GO): ATPase-coupled intramembrane lipid carrier activity
Source: RefSeq, a predicted model, not a curated record